This is a messenger RNA of Hirsutella rhossiliensis, 1017 nucleotides long. RefSeq names its product transposase-like protein. Lineage: Eukaryota; Fungi; Ascomycota; Sordariomycetes; Hypocreales; Ophiocordycipitaceae. Gene Ontology annotation, molecular function: protein dimerization activity. The coding region runs from base 1 to 1017 and encodes 338 amino acids. The transcript is spliced from 3 exons. The record is from RefSeq and is a predicted model, not a curated record.
AUGGGGUCAUACGAGAUCGGUCAGAACGUUGGUUUCUUCAUGAUGGACAACGCAAGUAGUAACGACACUUGCAUUCGAGAGCUGGCGAAGCGCUAUCCUGUCAUCAAGCCUCAGAGUCGCCUGCGCUGCGUCGGCCAUAUGCUCAACCUAAUCGUCAAAGCCCUUCUCUUUGGGCAGGGUGUCGGCAAGUUGGAGAAACAGCUUUGCGGCGCGUCUGAAGUGGAGCGUUUUGAAAUCUGGAGAAAGCAUAGCUUCAGGGCGGUCAAGCUCCGUCAUGCGAUUGAUCUGUUCUUCCUCAACUAUUGCUACGGUGGCGUAGGAUUUGCCGAUGACCAUCCCGACGUGGUUUCAACGUAUUAUUCCCACGCAAUCGAUGCUGCUCGCAUCAAGCUAGAAGAGUACUUUGGCCUUACCGAUGCCACCCCAGCUUAUCGGUGCGCUGUCGCAUUGCAUCCGGCGAAUAAGUUUGCUUACUUCGAACUUGAGUGGAGUCACAACAAGCAGUGGAUCAGUGAGGCAAAGAGCGUGGUUCAAGAAGUUUUCGCAGAAUACGAAGACGCAUACAUGGAAGCGGACGCUGCGGACCAUGAGGAGGCUUCGUCGCUGGCCCUAGGAGAAGUCGUCGCUGAUAAGGCUGGCGAUGAUCUCGUCGCCCUUGACCCACUCCAGGAAGCUCGCAAACGCCGACAGAUGCUGGCUGAGCUUGCGGCGUCCGGCAAGGGAAGGAGGAAAAGAGCGAGACUAACUUCUGAGCUCGACGAGUUCAUGGCUAGGAAUAACAAGGCUGAUUCGGAAGUCGAAGAUCCCUUGCAAUGGUGGAUCUGUCAUGCGGCAGACUACCCAGUUCUGUCGCAAAUGGCUUUCGACUUGUUCACUUGUCCAGCAAUGAGUGCUGAAUGUGAGCGGGUUUUCUCAGACCAAAAGGUCAUCACGGAUGAGCGGAAUCGCCUCAGCUCCAACACCGUGGCAGCUAUCGAAUGCCAAAAGCACCUACUUCGAUCUGGCAUGCUAUCGUAG